Messenger RNA from Lithohypha guttulata, 1200 nucleotides. It is a transcript of the gene NUP57, whose product is annotated as Nucleoporin nup57. Gene Ontology annotation, cellular component: nuclear pore central transport channel; nuclear pore. The record is from RefSeq and is a predicted model, not a curated record. Gene Ontology annotation, molecular function: structural constituent of nuclear pore. Lineage: Eukaryota; Fungi; Ascomycota; Eurotiomycetes; Chaetothyriales; Trichomeriaceae. The coding region runs from base 1 to 1200 and encodes 399 amino acids. The transcript is spliced from 2 exons. Gene Ontology annotation, biological process: NLS-bearing protein import into nucleus; nuclear pore organization; protein localization to nuclear inner membrane.
AUGAAUAUCUUCAACAAGCCAGCCAGUGGCACUAAUACUGGCGGCUCAUUGUUCAGUGGCCUAGGAGCAUCUAACACUGCGCAGCAGUCGACAGGAGGAUUUGGUGCAGCAAAAGAGAAACCCUUCUUCAAUUUAGGGCAGUCAGCUACUCAAACAACGCAGUCUGGAGGUCUAUUUAGUGGGCAAUCACAGCAGACACAGCAACAGCAACCCAUUAACUCCUUCUUCAGUGGCACGCAAACCCAGAAUCAGCAAGCAGGAAACAGCUUUUUCGGAACCACGCUCAAUCAGAGCCAGCAACAGCAGCAGCCGGUUCAGAGACCACUCGACCAGACUUUGCGCUUCGGAUUCGGCGAAUCGCAACAGACCGCAGCUCAAGCGCAAGCAAGCAAAGAUCCAUGGUGGCAGGAAGGAAGAGGCAUGGGUGUGCUAAGGUCGAUCCCGCAGCAGAUGGAGCUGAUCAAGGACAAAUGGGAUCCUGCAAGCUUGAAUUCGCCUUUGCGAAUCUACCUAUACCAGCAUGUAGGCAGUGAAUCAGAAGCACUCAAGUUCUCACCUGGUCCAGGGGAGGAUCCUGACAAAUGGGAAGAUGCUGUGCAAAAAAGACCUGGUCCUGAAUGGGUGCCUGUACUUGCCCGUGGAUUUAGAGAGCUCGGGGCUCGAAGUCAGAAGCAACGUGAGGCAGUUGGGCAUUGUAAUAUGAUGCUGAAUGAGAUCAAUAAUUCUCUGGACAUUCAAUUAGACACGCAUCGGCAGAAAGUAGCUACCAGACUUGAAGAGAGUAGGCGACGACACAAGGCCAUCAGUCAGCGCACGCUAGCACUUGCUGCCAAGGUUCAAAUACUCAAGAACAGAGGCUAUGUGAUGGACAAUGCAGAAGAAGAUCUGAAAGUGAAGUUGGACUCUCUGGAGAAAGAGGUGCUGGACCCGUCAAUACAUGCUCGAGAACAAGAGAUAUGGGCUCGCAUGUUGGGCAUUCGGGAACGAGCUCGCUAUCUCAAGGCGGAGAUGGAGAAGCUAGACCCAACAGUGCAGCAGGCUCAAGAACCUCUCCUAGAUAGUGACACUCUACAGCAAGCGAGAAAGACAUUGAGCGCUUAUGAUACGCAAUUGAAACACCUUCAGAAAGAGAUGCAACUGGUUCAGGAGGAGUACAGCGAUUGGGAGCGACUAUCGAGGACUUCUCUGUACGCCCGAUAA